AUGCUCCACAAAGCAACCAUGAAAGUGUGGCGACAUCAAACAUUUUCAGCAACAAGAGGCUUGCGACAAGUCAAAGAGCAAUUUGAUAAUGUGUUCAAGAGCCGACGAAUCGACAACAACAAGCACAUCUGGACAAUUGGGCAGUAUGACGCUGAAGGACCAGUCCCAGGCCCAGAAAAUAAUUUCAAUGUCGAUCCAAGCAAGCUUAAAACCUGUAUCUCUUCCCAAAAAGGCGCUUACACAACCACCAACGUCGAGCCCUUCAUUGAAUGGUGGAGAGAAUAUCAUCUGAACAGCCCAGCAGACACAGAGGUACUAUUGGACUAUGCUGGUGAAACCAUGGCGCAACACCCUAACGUGCAUGAGUUUUGGACCAAUUUUGCGGUGGUUGUUCAAGAGUACCAUUUCACUGAGCAGGAUUUGAAGCCAUAUUACAAUAUCAGAGACAGCAAGAAACCACAGUCAUUGAACAAGUUGUGUUUUGACAAGUUUGGUUGGGCAAAGCAAAAGGUCCCGGACGCGAAUACCAUAGCAUGGAUUGCAACUGUCCCCGCCCAGGCCGCUCCCGUGCUUAAUGUGGAGCUCAGAGUAGCAGAAUAA
This is a messenger RNA of Lichtheimia ornata, 600 nucleotides long. RefSeq lists its product as uncharacterized. The coding region runs from base 1 to 600 and encodes 199 amino acids. The transcript is spliced from 3 exons. The record is from RefSeq and is a predicted model, not a curated record. Lineage: Eukaryota; Fungi; Mucoromycota; Mucoromycetes; Mucorales; Lichtheimiaceae.